AUCGCAUAUAGAGUUGAAAUCUCGUGCAAAAACUGCUAGCAACAUGUUUUGCACAAAUCAGAAAGUCUAAACCUGUUGCUGGUAGCACAUCGAAUAUUUCUCCAAUGGGGUUGCUAGGCUGGCUUCAGGUUUCCCUAUCAUGGGCGUUGGUUUCUUGUGAAGUGAACUGGAUUCAUCUCCAGGAAAUCGACAACAACAUAAUCGGAUGUGACUCCCAGUACCAUCAGCAUAUGAUAGACCAUGUGUUGCGAAAAUCAAAUCCACAAUCAUUGCCUGUUUUCGAGCCAUCCUCAAUCAACGUCACGUUCUAUCUGUUGACUAGUUCAGACCAAAAUACCAGUACAAUGCUGACCACUGGCGAUAUCCAAUCCCUCCAGAAGUCCAGUUUCAACAGUUCUAACCCUACGCGAAUCAUCGUACAUGGAUUUUGCAACUGUCACCUUUCGGAGUUUUGCGUAACGACCCGCCAGAAGCUUCUCGAACAUCCUCAACAGUACAAUGUGAUUACGAUGAGUUGGCCUAGCGGAAAAUGGAUUUGGGACUAUUGGACGGCACGCUGGAGAAUAGUCCCAGCUUCGCAGAUAUUGGCCAACUUCAUCGAUUUCCUGCACAGCGAUGGAGGCAUGAAGCUUCAAGAUCUGUAUUUGGUUGGGCACAGUUUGGGAGCUCACCUUUCAGGAUUGGCUGGUAAGUUAGUCAGUAAUGGUAAAGUUGGAACUAUCGUUGGGUUGGAUCCAGCCAAACCGGAAUUUGACAUAGGGAAACCUGACGAAAGGCUUGCGAUUACCGAUGCCUCUUACGUUGAGGUUAUUCACACCAAUGGCAAAAGGUUGGGCUUGUACGAACCAAUUGGCCAUAGUGAUUUCUAUCCGAACGGAGGAGUUAACCAACCCGGGUGCCUACCAUGGUGGACUGGAGCAUCCUGUGCACACGGACGCGCUUGGGAACUCUACGCGGAAUCGAUCGAGUCCAAGCUAGGUUUCUGGUCAACGUUGUGUUCCAGUUUGGAUAAAGUCAUAGAUACAGGCUGCCGUAGUCCGAAGGCAAAACUUAAGAUGGGCGGAGAUCCUAUCAUUCAGGAGGGGCGUGGAAUAUUGACGGUACAAACGAAGGCGAAGGCUCCCUAUGCGGAAGGGAAAUUGGAGCUUAGUAAUCACAUAUAGGGAUGACAGUAUUUGAAAAAUUAAUUUGAUAUACACAUAACGCUUUGCCAUUCUCGUACAACAAAGUUGUACUGAAAGGCUAUAAACGGUACCACCUAAUAGACAGUAUGGAAAUGCGAGUUAACAGUUAACUACAUAAUAAACGAUACAAAAGAUGUUCGACA
This is a messenger RNA of Aedes aegypti (yellow fever mosquito), 1327 nucleotides long. RefSeq names its product pancreatic lipase-related protein 2. Gene Ontology annotation, biological process: lipid metabolic process. The coding region runs from base 105 to 1163 and encodes 352 amino acids. Gene Ontology annotation, molecular function: lipase activity. NCBI's taxonomy places the organism in Eukaryota, Metazoa, Arthropoda, Insecta, Diptera, Culicidae. The transcript is spliced from 3 exons. The record is from RefSeq and is a predicted model, not a curated record.